UAUAAUUACACUAUACUAAACUAAUACUGUAGCGACACGUUUAAUAAACAGGACACGAAAUGAGCGCGUCUCCGAGUGUAAUGUAUUAUUAUAUGUACAAAUAUUGGGAGAUUCAGAAGGUGAGGGCUCUGUCUCAAAACGUACUUGCUGCCUACUUAGACAAGCAUUUGAAAAAUAAAAACCAUAACUGUGGAUUACGACGUCUAAAGUACCUAUGCACUGAAGUAGCGUUAGUCAGCUAGGUUUGGACACAGUCGUGACCUGUACCCAACUUCCGCUUUAACAGAUAAGUGGGUAACCUAGCUCUUUAUUUUACAGAUGUACAUACUAAGUACUUAUUAUAGUAAUUACAAUAACUAGGUACUAACUCUAAACCUCUGCUCCACCCCAUGUAGUACUUUAUAUGUAAGUAAAAUAAAGUGCAACUGAUAAGCAUAGCCUUUCUACUUUUACAUUAACUGCUAGGUUCAGAUCUCCUCAGAACACAAAACUAUCUCAUUUUAUCGCUAAACAUUAUUCUGUACACUUUAUGAAGUCAAAAAAUACCGUUUUUUUUAUUUACUGUCUAUACCCAUCUCUUUGGUGGAUAUGUGCUAAAAUAAUCAACUAAUAAAUAAAUGCUUAUUUUAUUUAAACUGUCAUUUUAGUUAUAAGUCAUAACGUAUAGAGUGUUUCUUUGGAAACAUCAACUAAUGUGUUCAACAUUUAUCUUUGCUAUGUUUUGUUCCGUGUCAGUGGAGAUGUAAUAUUUUGCAAAUAUGUGAAAGAUGUAGUUUAGGGAGUCUUUGGGAAACUAUAAAAGGUUCAGCAUUACUCGUAUUGUUUUAUUUUAUAGAUACUGUGAGGUAAAAGAUGUCCAGGCUUUCUUCCCGUAGCUCUCAACUGCUGUUUUCGGACCAAAAGUGUGCUAAAUGUCUGUUAGAGGUGUACGUCAAGCGCAGCCUUAGCCUGAAUGAAGGAUGCAAGAAACAUCAGCUAAAUAAGCUCAACAGGUUUAAACCGGGAAGGCAGUCCAAACGGGCAUCCAGUGACACCUCCACCCACCGUCUGAGAAAAGAGGGGCUCCUGAAGACCGUCGAGUGCCCCGAAUGCAGCAGACCCUUACUUCUUGUGAGGAGUAAGAGCCUCAAAGCACCGAGCAGAACCAAAUCAUUCUUCAGAGGCUUUCUCCAGCUCUUCUCUAAGAAGAAGACCGAGCCCAAAGAGAAAGUUGAACGAGUUACAGAAACCGACUCUGGACAGUGUAGACUACAACGGGGGCUUCGCUCGCCUCACAAAGGCUCACCUGGACACGGUGGGACCCUGAGGAAGAAUCACUCUCUGAGAAGGAUCUUCUGCAGCAGGCAGAACGACGAGAAAAGAGAGACGUUAGCAAAGGACUCCUCUCUUGUUCUUGGAGGUGCGGAGGGGCUCUCAGAUGUGAGCGUGGACUCCGAUAAUACGUACUUUGAGAAGGUGUCAGAAGAACUGGAGUUGAUUGUGAAGGAGAUUCAGUGCAGUUCACCAGAAGAUGCUCCGCUGCCCUCUGUUGCUUCUCUAGGAGACUGCAGCUCUUCAGGUGUCUCCUCAGGUGAUGACACUACAGAGCGGAUUAUCAGCCUGCUGAAGCAACACGGAGAUGCUAUCGAUCAAAGAAUAAACGUGAACAAGAGUGUCCAAGACUUCCUCCAGAAGCUGUCUUACAUCUCCUUCCAGCAGCUCGCCGACCGCUACAUAGCCCAGAUCCCCAGUCCUCUUCCUCAGACCACAGACGCCUCUGCCGAGCUGGUCAGGCUGGCCUUCACCCUGGACUUCACCGCUAAAGUGGCUGGACUGUGCAGCCAGGCGGUCGGCCGAAUCAUGGGGUUCGGUUACCAGUACCUUCAGGACUCCUUCACGCUAAAGUGCGCGGCCCACAGACAGUAGGUGCCUGAAGACUUGGAACAACAGAGUACAAGUGAAACAGACUGACUGUGAAGGGAAGAGGGGGGACUGUAAUAAUCCUAGCUGCUUUUGUGAAUACGCCAAAGUUAGUCACUUUUUACUGUAAAAUUUAUACAGUAACCGACUGUAAAAUAUACAACCCGAUAAGACUAAAACUGUGAAUUUUUUUUUUACACCAGAUUAGCAUAUUCUAAUGACUUCUGAAAGGUAAUAUGAUGAUUUUAAAAUGUAUUAAAAAAACUAUUAAAUUUGAAUACCAUUUCAAAAUA
This is a messenger RNA of Puntigrus tetrazona (Sumatra barb), 2192 nucleotides long. RefSeq lists its product as uncharacterized. Lineage: Eukaryota; Metazoa; Chordata; Actinopteri; Cypriniformes; Cyprinidae. The record is from RefSeq and is a predicted model, not a curated record. The transcript has 5 exons. Bases 853 to 1905 code for a protein of 350 amino acids.